This is a messenger RNA of Paramecium tetraurelia, 915 nucleotides long. RefSeq lists its product as uncharacterized. The transcript is spliced from 4 exons. Lineage: Eukaryota; Ciliophora; Oligohymenophorea; Peniculida; Parameciidae. The record is from RefSeq and is a predicted model, not a curated record.
AUGUUAAAUAAUAUUUUGCUGCAAACAAGAGAAAAAGAAGAUAAUCCACCCCAAGGAAAUUCAGAGUCCUCCUUCUCCCAGAAUUCAACCACAAUAGAGACUGCCAAUUUAUCAUAGACUCCAACUCUUAAUUUAAUUAAUUAAGAGAAUGGCCCUCGUCAUACCUUCUCAUAGUUAGAUUAAAUUUAUUAACCCUUGUUACAACAUAAUUAAUAAUUGUCGAGUCUGAAUGAUUUGCAAAAACAGAGAUUUCUUAUUUAAAUAACAGGGGUUUGGAUAUUUUAGGAAGCUAUAUAAAUAAUUAUGUCAGUCAUAACUAUCCUAGAUUUUAACUACGAUAACUUGUUUUAUAAUUUUGAAUAGGAAAAAUAUCGAGCACCAUUAUACUUAUUCUUUCUGAUCUCUGCCUCAUAAUUAUUGUUAAUCAGAUUCUAUAAACCAUUUAGAUGUAAACACUAUGCUUUUUUCAUAUUCUUGAUCUUCACAAUUUCAUAUGCUUUAUGGAUUAGUGGCCUCAUCGCUGCGGACCAUUCAGAUAUUUGGAACAUAGAAAACUCUGUUUAAAUCGGAUUCGCCAUUUUCAUAGGUAUUAUAUGCAAUUUUCUGACUUUGAUUACUCUGCAAUUUCAUUUUUCUCUGACCAAUAAAAAGAUAACAUUUUUUAGAACAAUUAAGUAUGUUGUCAUUCCACCCUUUGUUUAUGCCUUCAUAUUUUAAAUAUUCAACCCUUUUGAUUAUACUGCAGUACUAAUUUUAUGGAUGUCAACAGAGUUAUGGGCCUUAACCUUUGGAGGCUUGUUUCUGUACAGUACAUUACAAAUAAUUAAUGGUAAGUUUAAUCUAAAUUAAGAUUAAACCAUCUCUGCAGCACUUUUGGCAUUUAUUAAUAUGUUUUUUCCAUUUGGACAUUUUUGA